Molecule: messenger RNA, 2234 nt
Organism: Pristis pectinata (smalltooth sawfish)
Lineage: Eukaryota; Metazoa; Chordata; Chondrichthyes; Rhinopristiformes; Pristidae
Product: potassium voltage-gated channel subfamily A member 5-like
Exons: 1
Coding region: 561-2135 (524 amino acids)
Biological process (GO): protein homooligomerization; potassium ion transmembrane transport
Cellular component (GO): membrane; voltage-gated potassium channel complex
Molecular function (GO): delayed rectifier potassium channel activity; protein binding
Source: RefSeq, a predicted model, not a curated record
GGAAAAUUAAAGCAGGUGAUUUGGCUUUAAUUAGCAGGUUUCUGGGGCUUGCAUUUCUGAUCCUUGGAUAAGGAAGGUAGGGCGCUUGGGAGUGAGUGGACUGAUUAGAGAUAAGGAGAUGAGGCAGGGUGAAAGGUUCAGUUGGGCAGAUUCAGCGCAGGGACGGGGUUGCGUGUAUGACAUAGGUUAAAACAACCGGAGAGCGUUAGUGUUGACGAGUUCAAGGUGAAGGGAAGAGGCUGGAACCGUGGGACAGAGGGGCGGCACAGAAUAUGGAAGGUCUGGUUGAUGGUGAGGACAGUUAUGGAUCUGGGAUAAGGUUUGGCUGGAGUGAGAGUGGGAAGACCAUGGACGUGGAUUCUGCUGAGCUAAUCCCAAGUGUUUGCAUCACUGAGCACUGGGAUAAUCAGUGAGGUUUUGCUCAUCUGGCUGGGUGCUGGUUCCCAAUUCUCGCUCUCUCUCUCUCUCUCUCUCUCUGGGCGCUCCUACCUCCCGCCGACUGAUUCGCUGCUGCGAAAUCAGUGAGGCGGCAGCGCCGAUGAAUAUUUAAUGGAGCGGGCAUGGACAUAGCCUUGCUGAGGUUGGAGGACGGCGGGGCCGCCGCGGGCAGCAGGUGUCCGAGCAGCGGCGGCGGAGGCGGAAUCCCGUGGGCACGCCCGGCGGGCCAGGACGGCGCCGACCCCCGAUCGGCCGCGGGCAGCAUGUGCGAGCUGGCGGGGCUGCCCGAGAGCUUGGCGGAGGAGGGCCGGCGGCAUGUGGCGGACGGCGGCGGGCGCUCCGAGCGGGUGGUGAUCAACAUCGCCGGGCUGAGGUACGAGACGCAGCUGGGCACCCUGAGCCAGUUCCCGGACAGCCUGCUGGGCGACCCCGACAAGCGGAUGCGCUACUUCGACCCCCUCAAGAACGAGUACUUCUUCGACCGCAACCGGCCCUGCUUCGACGGGAUCCUCUACUUCUACCAGUCGGGCGGCCGGAUCCGCCGGCCCGUCAACGUCUCCAUCGACAUGUUCGCCGACGAGAUCCGCUUCUACAAGCUGGGGCCCGAGGCCAUGGAGCGCUUCAGGGAGGACGAGGGCUUCAUCAAGGAGAAGGAGAAGCCCAUGCCCGAGCAGGAGUUCCAGAAGCAACUUUGGCUCCUCUUCGAGUACCCCGAGAGUUCGAGCCCGGCCCGGGGCAUCGCCAUCGUCUCGGUGCUGGUCAUCGUGGUCUCCAUCAUCACCUUCUGCCUGGAGACCCUGCCCGAGUUCCGCGACGACAGGUACAGCGGCUACAACCGGUCGGCCAAUGGCACCCGGGGCGCGGCCAAGGACAGCCUGAGUGACCCCUUCUUCAUCGUGGAGACCACCUGCGUGGUCUGGUUCACCCUCGAGCUUCUGGUGCGCUUCUUCGCCUGCCCCAGCAAGUCCGUCUUCGCCAGGGACAUCAUGAACAUCAUCGACAUCGUGGCCAUCAUCCCCUACUUCAUCACGCUGGGCACCGAGCUGGCGGAGCAGAGUUCCAACGGGCAGCAAGCCAUGUCCUUGGCCAUCCUCAGGGUCAUCCGCCUGGUCCGGGUCUUCCGCAUCUUCAAGCUCUCCAGGCACUCCAAGGGACUCCAGAUCUUGGGGCAGACCCUCAAGGCGAGCAUGAGGGAGCUGGGCCUGCUCAUCUUCUUCCUCUUCAUCGGGGUUAUCCUCUUCUCCAGCGCCGUCUACUUCGCCGAGGCCGAUGACCCCAGGUCCCAUUUCUCCAGCAUCCCAGACGCAUUCUGGUGGGCGGUGGUCACCAUGACUACCGUGGGCUACGGCGAUAUGAAACCUGUCACCAUGGCGGGCAAGAUCGUGGGAUCCCUGUGCGCCAUCGCCGGGGUCCUGACCAUCGCGCUGCCCGUGCCCGUCAUUGUGUCCAACUUCAACUACUUCUACCACCGGGAGACCGACAACGAGGAGCAAGCUCAGUACCUGCACAACACCGAUAUUGAGAGCAGCAUCUCGGAAGAUCUGAAAAGGAGCAGAAACUCCAUUGGCAAUCAUUUAGAGAACAGCGAUGGGGUGAACAAUGGCCCAGGGACGCACUGCAAAGCCAACAGCACCCCGGACAUCAGGAAGUCCCUGUACGCACUUUGUAUGGACCCAAAUACUGAAACGGACUUGUAGACAACAGCAGGGGGUUUGAACUUUACAGAUUAGAUUUAUCCAUAGGAGGACUUAUUUUGAAGCAAAGACAGAACAUUUGUACAGACUACAGAGGUUAGA